AUGGCCAUUCUAUCAAGAUUGGUUGGCUUUGAGUCUCCAAAUACAUAUAAAUUAUAUGUGAGUGGAGACACAUGCAAAGAGGAUGCCCCAUCCUCAGAGGAGUUAAAAGAGGUUCGGAGGCUCACGACCCUUGCUUUUAGGGAUUGUGUCCCUUAUCAAAGAAGCUCCUUUGUUGCCCUCCAGUCAAGAACCGGAGUUGAGGUUUGUACAUUUUGUUUGAUUAUGAAGAAUGCAUCUUCAUUACUCGAUAACAGAGAUCUGUUGAAAUUGGAAACUGAAGCUACACUUGCUGAUCUUGUAAGAUUGUUUGUCUCGCUGGAUGAUAACUUGGAUAGCAAUGAUCUUCAGGUUCCCUCCAAUAGGCAGAAGGUGGGUGAAGUUCUCAUGGAUGCGAUUGUCGCUCUCAACAGAUUUGAACAUGGUGUGAAAGAUUGCCUGGGUAUCUGAGGAGUGCUGCAAAAGAAGGGUAUGCUCAUUAACAUGGGCCAGAAACACUAUGCUACAGGAUCAGGCAUGAAGCCUUGGCUCACUCUCACAAUGGCCUGCUUCGUGGUCUGAUAUAGGUUGAUGAUGCACUUGUGUGGUCUCGUGUAUGUAGGUGGAGAGGAUUGGGUAUACGAAAUGUCAGAUGUGAGUGCCGUAUCCUUGUAUUGACACAUGCAAAAGACAACUAUUAUUCUGCAGGAAAAUCUCUCUCUCUCUCUCUCUAUAUAUAUAUAUAUCUCCUUUUUCUUCUUUGGAACAUAUACUGAUUCUGAAACUCAAGUUUGGCUUUGCUCCUUCA
Messenger RNA from Amborella trichopoda, 784 nucleotides. The record is from RefSeq and is a predicted model, not a curated record. NCBI's taxonomy places the organism in Eukaryota, Viridiplantae, Streptophyta, Magnoliopsida, Amborellales, Amborellaceae.